AACUACAAGCAGAGCAGUUUCUUUGUCUGGAUGAUUGUUUACAGGCUGGGGAAAACAGAUCAACAUGUGGCGGUACAGGUAGCCAGCAGACCAUUCUCCAUGAGGAGCAGUGGAAGAUGCCGGCUCUGCCAGCACUGCUGCUGUCGAUUUAUGUCGUCGUCCUGCUGCUGACCAUGGCACUGCUCUCCUUCAGCCAGACCAACACCCUGUCUGCCCUCCGGAUGGCAGCCAUUUUGGACGAUCAGUCAGUGUGUGGUCGUGGUGAGCGUCUGGCGCUGGCCCUGGCGAGGGAGAACAUCAACAGUCUGAUGGAGGGCUCCUCCCAGGCGAGGGUGGAGGUGGACGUCUACGAGCUGCAGAACGACUCCCAGUACACCACCACCGACACCAUGUGUCAGAUCCUGCCGAAGGGCGUGGUCUCAGUGAUUGGCCCCGCCUCCAGCCCCGCCUCGGGGUCCACCAUCAGUCACAUCUGUGGGGAGAAAGAGAUCCCUCACGUGAAGAUCGGUCCGGAGGAAACCCCGAAGCUGCCGUACCUUCGCUUCGCCUCGGUGACGCUUUACCCCAGCAACGAGGACCUGAGCCUGGCCAUCGGGUCCAUCCUGCGCUCCUUCGGCUACCCGACGGCCAGCCUCGUCUGCGCCAAAGCAGAGUGCCUGCUGCGAUUGGAGGAGCUGGUCCACCGCUUUCUCAUCUCCAGGGAGACGCUGUCUGUGCGAAUGCUGGACGACAGCCUGGACCCCACGCCGCUGUUGAAGGAGAUCCGUGACGACAAAGUGGCCACCAUCAUCAUCGACGCCAACGCCUCCAUCUCCUACCACAUCCUCAGGAAGGCCAACGAGCUGGGGAUGACGUCGGCCUUCUACAAGUACAUCCUCACCACGAUGGACUUUCCUCUGCUUCGGCUGGACGACGUGGUGGACGAUCAGUCCAACAUUGUGGGCUUCUCCAUGCUGAACAACAGUCAUUCCUUCUACCUGGAGUUCAUCAGGAGCCUCAACCUGUCGUGGAGGGAAGGCUGUGACGUCAGCCCGUAUCCAGGACCGGCGCUGUCGUCGGCCCUGAUGUUCGACGCGGUUCACGUGGUGGUGAGCGCCGUGCGGGAGCUGAACCGCAGUCAGGAGAUCGGAGUGAAGCCGCUGAGCUGCACCUCCCCGCUCAUCUGGCAGCAUGGAACCAGCCUCAUGAACUACCUACGCAUGGUGGAGUACGACGGCCUGACGGGUCACAUCGAGUUCAACAGCAAAGGCCAGAGGACCAAUUACACCCUGAAGAUCCUGGAGAAACAUCCCGGGGGCCAUAAAGAGAUUGGUAUCUGGUACUCCAACAACACACUGGCUAUGAACUCCACUUCCCUGGACCUCAACGUGUCAGAGACGCUGGCUAACAAGACGCUAAUCGUCACUACAAUAUUGGAAAACCCGUACGUGAUGCGUAAGUCCAACUACCAGGACUUUCAGGGUAACAACCAGUACGAGGGUUUCUGCGUGGACAUGCUGAAGGAGCUGGCAGAAAUCUUGAAGUUCUCCUUCAAGAUCAAGCUGGUGGACGACGGGCUGUACGGAGCCCCUGAACCCAACGGCAGCUGGACCGGCAUGGUGGGAGAGCUGAUCAACAGGAAAGCAGACCUGGCGGUCGCCGGCUUCACCAUCACCUCAGAGAGAGAGAAGGUGAUCGAUUUCUCCAAACCCUUCAUGACUCUGGGGAUCAGCAUCCUCUACCGCGUCCAUCUGGGUCGUAAACCAGGUUACUUCUCCUUCCUGGAUCCCUUCUCGCCAGCCGUCUGGCUCUUCAUGCUGUUGGCCUACCUCGCUGUCAGCUGCGUCCUCUUCCUCGCCGCCAGGCUCAGCCCUUAUGAGUGGUACAAUCCUCACCCGUGCCUGCGGGAGCGGCGGGACAUCCUGGAGAACCAGUACACGCUGGGGAACAGUCUGUGGUUCCCAGUCGGCGGCUUCAUGCAGCAGGGCUCUGAGAUCAUGCCCCGGGCCCUGUCCACGCGCUGCGUCAGCGGCGUCUGGUGGGCGUUCACCCUCAUCAUCAUCUCGUCCUACACAGCCAACCUGGCUGCGUUUCUGACCGUCCAGAGGAUGGAGGUUCCUAUCGAGUCUGCGGAUGAUCUGGCCGACCAAACCAACAUCCAGUAUGGGACCAUCCAUGGAGGAUCCACCAUGACCUUUUUCAUGAACUCGCGGUACCAGACGUACCAACGGAUGUGGAACUACAUGUACUCCAAGCAGCCCAGCGUGUUCGUGAAGAGCACGGAGGAAGGCAUCGCCCGAGUGCUCAACUCCAAGUACGCCUUCCUGAUGGAGAGCACCAUGAACGAGUACUACCGCAGCCUCAACUGCAACCUGACGCAGAUCGGAGGACUGCUGGACACCAAAGGAUACGGCAUCGGCAUGCCUCUGGGCUCGCCCUACAGGGACGAGAUCACGCUGGGGAUUCUGCAGCUGCAGGAGAGCAACAGGCUGGAGAUCCUGAAGAGACGCUGGUGGGAGGGAGGACAGUGUCCCAAAGAGGAGGACCACCGAGCCAAAGGUCUCGGUAUGGAGAACAUCGGUGGGAUCUUCGUGGUCCUGAUCUGCGGCCUCAUCAUCGCCGUCUUUGUGGCCAUCAUGGAGUUUGUGUGGUCGACUCGCCGCACCGCAGAGACGGAUGAGGUCUCUGUUUGUCAGGAGAUGCUGACGGAGUUUCGAAAUGCCGUCUCCUGUAAGAAGAGUUCUCGUUCUCGUCGGCGGCGGCCUCUGAGCAGUGCUGGGGGCGGAGUCCUGCGUCACCCGUCCCGUCUGGCUCUGGCCGCCCCACGCCCCAUCCGUCUGGUCCGCGAGAUGCGUCUCAGCAACGGGAAACUGUACAGUGGCGUGGGCCCGCUGGCGGGCAUGGGCGGAGGUAUGGGAGGAGGACCUGAUUUGGGUCCGGGGCCACAGAGGCUCCUGGAGGACCCGCUGGGCCUCAACGCCAGCAACACGGUGCCUCCUCCUCCUCCGGCGUCAGCCCUGGUGGCUCCUCCUGCACCACCGCGGAGCUUCCUGCAGGGCUGCAGCCACGUGCGAAUCUGCCAGGAGUGUCGGCGGAUCCAAAGCCUGCGACCGACUACACUCACGCCUCCCCCUCCUCCUCCCUCCUCAUCCUCCUCCGCCUCCCCCUGCUCCCGGAUCCCUCCCUCAAUGGCAACACCGGGUCACCACCACCGCCACAACCUCCCCCAUCACCUCCACUACCACCACGGCUCCAUGUCUCUGCCGCGCCUCCCGCCGCCACCUCCUCCGAUCCCAGCAGACAGAGCCGACAGCGACGGAGGCGGAGGGAGUCCCCGGCGGGCCAACACCAAACCGCCUCCACCUCCCCGGCCGAUGCCCCCCCCAAAGACGCCAACACGGCCGCCCACAGACUUACUGGGAGGACACGACUGAGCAGAGGGACGCCGCCGUCAUCAGAGGGGUCAAAGGUCGUGGUGUUAAAACUUUUCGGCCCCAACGGCACCACUGGAUCAGUCCAGUCCAAACCAGAUGGGGGGUGGAAGAAACCAUUCUGACUCUUUUGCAGGGUCAUUCUUUAAAAACAAGCCUCUUUGGCUCAGUGGAUCAUACCAAUAACCUUUCCACGGGGGUGGACGGAUUAAACCACUCCAAAUGAAACAUUACAUUUUGGUUUAAACCAGCAGAGGUGUUCAUCUUUGGAUCACAGGGACAGACAGGAAGUGACUGCCAAGUGGACGCUGUCCGGAGGGGCUCAUUUGUUGCGUCCACUUUCAGUCCACCACCUUGAGUCUCGGCCAAUCAUCGCGCUCGGUGUCAAGUGAGGAGGAGGACUGAGUUUGUCAACACUAUGAGGUUAUACUGUUUGAAUACUGAACCAGAUGUUUGUAUAGAAGGACACACACACACACACACACACGCACACACACACACACACACUGUAUCAGAGCAGCUGUACACUCUGUGUGGUCUCCUGUCAGUCAUUUGGACGUCUCUGGAGCGUGUAGCUCUCAGCAGCAGACCUGAGGUCUGGACGACUGACUAACGGGUGGUGCAAUACCCGAAGCAGAUAAACAGGUGCAUCAGUGCUCACCUGAAAGGUAUGAAGCUGCGCUGGGGCUCGUCCUCCUCCUCCUCCACUUCGGCGUCUAUUGGCCAUGUAAAGGAUGACACGCAGGCAGUCGUCCUUAAAUGUGAGACUAACAGACCGAGAUAAAGGAAAUGUUUCCUCAUCCACGAGCUGUUGGAGUCUGACUCUAAGGGACUGUAUGAAAAUGGCCACAGGCAGCUCUUUAGGUGGUUUGGGGGAGGGUUACUUUCAGGAGGACAGGAGGUUCACAAACUGGAGUUGAUUAUUUAAAGUAGAGCCCGAUCAGUAUAUCAGUUACUGGCCUGUCACAGAUAUAUUUCAACAGGAGAAAAAGAUGCUCGCGUUCAUUUAUGUUUAUUAAAUUCCCGGUGACGUUUACUGUUUCAGUGCACUGAUGUCAUUUUGGACAAUAAAGUUUCUUGUUAAACUGUGAAA
This is a messenger RNA of Scatophagus argus, 4503 nucleotides long. Its product is annotated as glutamate receptor ionotropic, kainate 5-like. Gene Ontology annotation, biological process: synaptic transmission, glutamatergic; modulation of chemical synaptic transmission; monoatomic ion transport. The record is from RefSeq and is a predicted model, not a curated record. The transcript is spliced from 20 exons. Gene Ontology annotation, molecular function: transmitter-gated monoatomic ion channel activity involved in regulation of postsynaptic membrane potential; kainate selective glutamate receptor activity. Gene Ontology annotation, cellular component: kainate selective glutamate receptor complex; presynaptic membrane; postsynaptic membrane. NCBI's taxonomy places the organism in Eukaryota, Metazoa, Chordata, Actinopteri, Scatophagidae. Bases 117 to 3413 code for a protein of 1098 amino acids.